AAGUCAAGGAAUAGAGAUUUUAGUGCCUUUAUAUGAUCAGGAGAGCCCCAAAUGCCGUUUUGUGCCUUCCACACCAAAUACAGUGCAAUAAUAUAAAAAAUACACACUACAAACAAAGAAGGGUGCAGUUUCUCUUCUGUCGAGGAUUUUUAAAGCAAGUUUUGAGAGUUAGAGACAAAAGAGACACAGAGAGAAUAAAGUAAUUGUGUGCUUGGUGGGCAAGAUGCCCUUCCCAUUGUGGAGUCUGGUGCACGGCGCAGCUUUGGAUGUCGGCAUGUAGAUGGGGAAAAAACAGCCUCGUCUGUGUGCAGCUCAUUCGACAGGCUGCUAAGAGGAUGCGCCAUAGGUAAAACUUAAUUUUGAUUCAAAGCUGUGAUUUGGGCCUCGUUGUUCCAUAUUUCAUCUUUUGUAUGAGGGAGAAAUGAUCAGCACAUAUAUGUCAUAGAGGAAGAAGCAUCGAUCAGUAUUCACUUCGAGUCGAAUGAGAGACUGUCUGCAUCAUUGGUCCAUACCUACUGCACAUGUGGUCAUUUGAAAAAGCAAAGUGGCCAACAUCCAUGUCGCAGACUGACCACUGAAGCUGUCACAGGGUCAUCGUCGUGAACUGAAGUCAUGGCACUAGUGGCAAGAGCCUUGACGGUGCUGUUGCUCGCCGACAUUGCUCACGGUCAGCUUGCCAGAGGAUUUUAUCUCUCGUCUUCCAAGGAAAUUAUUCACUCCGGCGACGAAGUCAUUCUCCGGUGCCAGAAGACCUCCAGAGACAGCUUGGAUUCUGAAAGUCUUGUAUUUCCAAACGACAAAAAGAUCGUCUGGGAACGCAACAACCAGCCCCUAUUUUCCACACAGACGAACAAUGGUCAGUGCCGCGUGCAACCCGAGAGUGGUCUGGACAGGGACAUCGUGACCGAUGGUGACCUCAAGUCCGUCACGUGCAAGCAGGAAGACGCGACCACUGUCAGCUUGAACAUUUCUAAAUUGACUGUCACCCCGGCUGGUGACCGGUGGGUCUGUUCCAAGUUCCCCUUCCUGGAGAGCAACCACGUGACACUCUCGAACUUCGUUGCUGUAACCGAUGUGACCUUAUCAUUGAUCGACCAUUUCCCCGAUACCGAUACUCCUGACCAGCUGAUGACGCUGCUGUGCCAGACCUCGCCGUCAAAUCCAGAAGCUUCUGUGACCUGGCGCUUCCUCACCCGGGAUGGCAAGCCACUGGCUUUACCUGGGCAGUCACGCAGGGUGUCACGCGCGGAGGGGCCCGGCCGAGUGACGGUGAUCAGCCAGCUAUCGGUGCCCCCUGACCCCAAAUACGAAGACGUCGCGGUCAAGUGUGAGGCAACGAACGAGAGGGCCAGAAACGUAUCGUCCAACGAACUAAGGCUGACCGUUAGACGUGCCCCCCGUAUCUUGCUGUCGGUCGUCCCUUCCAAUGACGUUGUCGAGGGCACAGACGUGACUUUGACCUGCAAUGCCCGCGGCUACCCGUGGCCGCAAGUUCAGUGGCGAAAAAAAGGUGGCUACCUACCCAGCGGCCUCCUCGAGGCACAGGAACGCACCAUAACUGUGACGAAUGCCAGAGUUGACGAUAGCGGAGAGUUCACCUGCACGGCAUCUAAUGGGGUUCCUCAGAACGCCAGCAACUCUAUCUUACUCCAGGUCAAAGAACGUACGACUACAACUACAACAACCACAACCACCACUACCACACCUACUAUAACCAUCACAACCACCACAACCACCACAGUACCACUCACAGAAGCACGGGAAAGUGAGAGCAGCGCCUUCAGCAAGAACGGAAGUGACAACAGCGGCAGCGAUGCCGGUGCAGUUGCAGGUGGCGUCGUCGGGUCUUUGAUCAUCGUGGCAGUUGUAGUUCUUGCAGUGUUGUGGCUUUUAUAUAAAAAGAAGAGGAAGAAUUCACUGUCAUCACCAAGAUCGAGUGAUGCUCUGUUUUCUUCUUCAAACGCAAGCAGAUCCACGACCUCGCCCAAGUCUGCUGUCUACGCCUCGAUGUCAUCGCAGAGACCCUUUAUCAUACACCCGUCUCUCAUGACGGAUUCCUUACCUCAGUACCUGGAACUUCCCCCGGCUCCCAGUCCUCCUGGUGACCGCACCAACAGGGGAUACGGACUGUCUACGAAAGAGAACGGUUCGGGCAACGGGCGCCCUUUGCCUGCCGCGCCUACAACCUACGACGAGUCACGAAACACCUGGGAUUCCGGAUAUGACGAAAUUCGUGACGUCGAUCGCAAGUUGAGCAGAACCAUUUCGCUGGACGGCUACGAGGUGCCGCACGUGCUGGAAGAAGAUGAGGACGAGGACGAGGAGUGCAUCUACGACGUGGCGCGGCCUGAGUUAUCUGCCCCCUCCCGCGAACAGUCCGUCAAGCACGUGUACAAGAACGAACAGUCUUGCCACACUCAGCUGUAAUCAUGACAGGAUGAUGUCUACAAGAACGAACGGUCUUGCCACACGCAGCUGUAGACAUGACAGGAUGAUGUCUACGUACAUCUAAAGACACGCCAGUAAACAACAACGAAUCAGCAAGUUUCAAGAUGCACAUUUAUAAACACGUGGCACAGAAUCAUGUGUACAAGAACAAACACUUUUGUCAUAUUCAUGUCAAGCACUCGUGUCUCCUAGAGCGAACACUUUUGUCAUGCGCAACUGUACAGACAUUACAAGCAAUCAACACUUGAUUAAACUUUGUUUACCUGAUACUAAUAAACAAAUAAAAAUUA
This is a messenger RNA of Pomacea canaliculata, 2738 nucleotides long. Its product is annotated as hemicentin-1-like. The transcript is spliced from 10 exons. NCBI's taxonomy places the organism in Eukaryota, Metazoa, Mollusca, Gastropoda, Architaenioglossa, Ampullariidae. The record is from RefSeq and is a predicted model, not a curated record. The coding region runs from base 613 to 2427 and encodes 604 amino acids.